AUGGGUGUUCGGAUCCUUGGCAGUGAAUUCUGGGCACUGGAGAUUCCAGUCCUCAGCCCGGGGGACCUGGGAGCUUCGCCCGAGUACCUGCUGCAUCCUGUCCGAAGCUUGGACCUGCAGACAUCUUCUGAAGAACACGUCUGUCCAGGAGGGGACGCGCUGAGUCAGCUGCAGACCAUCUUGGAGCUCAGGGCCCGGGUGUUUGUCUCUGUGUUUUGGGAUGGGCCCACACACACACAAGUGGUCCAGAUAGCAGUGGGCAUGGUGGAGGGCAUGCCCUCGCGCAAGGGGCUGGUGUACAUCCAGCAGACGGACGACUCCCUCAUUCACUUCUGCUGGAAGGACCGGACGUCGGGCAGCGUGGAGGACGACUUGAUCAUCUUCCCUGACGACUGUGAGUUCAAGCGAGUGCCCCAGUGCCCCAGCGGGAGGGUCUACGUGCUCAAGUUCAAGGCGGGAUCCAAGCGGCUCUUCUUCUGGAUGCAGGAGCCGAAGACGGACCAGGACGAGGAGCACUGUCGGAAGGUCAACGAGUACCUGAACAACCCCCCGAUGCCCGGUGCACUGGGGACCAGCGGCAGCAGUGGCCACGAGCUCUCUGCGCUCGGCGGUGAGGGCGGCCUGCAGAGCCUGCUGGGUAACAUGAGCCACAGCCAGCUGAUGCAGCUGAUCGGACCAGCCGGCCUGGGAGGACUGGGUGGGCUUGGCGCCCUGACCGGGCCGGGCCUGGCCAGUCUGCUAGGCAGUGGAGGGCCUCCGGCCAGCAGCUCGUCAUCCAGCUCCCGGAGCCAGUCAGCCGCCGUCACCCCGUCCUCCACCACCUCCUCCACUCGCCCCACCCCAGCCCCUUCUGCACCAGCAGCCGCCUCUGCGAGCAGCCCGAGCCCCGCGCCCAGUUCAGGUGACGGAGCCAGCACGGCAGCCAGCCCGACCCAGCCCAUCCAGCUCAGCGACCUGCAGAGCAUCUUGGCGACCAUGAACGUGCCGGCAGGGACAGGCGGCAGCCAGCAAGUUGACCUGGCCAGUGUGCUCACGCCUGAGAUCAUGGCUCCCAUCCUGGCCAACGCCGACGUCCAGGAGCGCUUACUGCCCUACCUUCCCUCGGGGGAGUCGCUGCCCCAGACGGCAGAGGAGAUCCAGAACACACUGACCUCACCUCAGUUCCAGCAGGCCCUGGGCAUGUUCAGUGCGGCCUUGGCCUCGGGGCAGCUGGGCCCCCUCAUGUACCAGUUUGGUCUGCCCGCGGAGGCCGUGGAGGCCGCCAACAAGGGUGAUGUGGAAGCAUUUGCCAAAGCCAUGCAGAGCAGCGCCAAGUCGGAGCCGAAGGAGGGCGACACGAAAGACAAGAAGGACGACGAGGAGGACAUGAGCUUGGACUAGGGUCCGUGUCCCCGACGGAAGGGGC
This is a messenger RNA of Orycteropus afer afer, 1405 nucleotides long. RefSeq names its product ADRM1 26S proteasome ubiquitin receptor (gene ADRM1). Gene Ontology annotation, biological process: ubiquitin-dependent protein catabolic process. Gene Ontology annotation, cellular component: nucleus; proteasome regulatory particle, lid subcomplex; cytoplasm. Gene Ontology annotation, molecular function: ubiquitin binding; proteasome binding; endopeptidase activator activity. The record is from RefSeq and is a predicted model, not a curated record. Lineage: Eukaryota; Metazoa; Chordata; Mammalia; Tubulidentata; Orycteropodidae.